Didymella exigua CBS 183.55 is the source of this 1569-nucleotide messenger RNA. RefSeq lists its product as uncharacterized. NCBI's taxonomy places the organism in Eukaryota, Fungi, Ascomycota, Dothideomycetes, Pleosporales, Didymellaceae. The record is from RefSeq and is a predicted model, not a curated record. Bases 1 to 1569 code for a protein of 522 amino acids. The transcript is spliced from 6 exons.
AUGGCUGAUACGUCGAACCUGACCUGGUCGAUAUUCAAUGGCCAGAUCCGGAACACCUCUUCUACCGCGCUCGGAAACGUUGACGAGAGAAGGUCACAGACUGCGCAGCCCCGUCACGAAAUUUGCAGCGAUGACGAGGAAGGUGUAGAUACCAAAGACCUAAGAUCAUCAGACUUUGCUCGAGAAGAUGCUGCUUACUACGAGAAUGAAGAAGGCGAUGACGGCAUUGUCGAUCUCGGAAUUGCGUUAGGCAAAGUGGGGACCAUGGAGAGAAUUGGUGGAUUGGUGCAACCCAGAUUUACUGACGAACUAGGGCAAGCUCUGAAAGAGCUACCCAGGAGAAAGUCCCAAGAUCCGAACUCUUUCUCGGCGGGCGCUGUGGAGUGGACGAUGCCUUCAAACGACUAUGUUGAACCCUCUUCGAGCUUUUUCUUUACACCGGGUGCCGAGGAGAUAACCCUCAUGAACUACCUUCCCGCCAAAACUCUGAUCGACAGACUCAUAGCACACUACUGGCAGGCAGUGCAUGUCAUUGCGAGGAUCGUCCACCGCCCGUCCUUCGAGCGGCACUAUGACAAGUUCUGGAAGAGUGUGGCGUCCGGCAUGGAUCCACGCAACUCCUUCCAGGCCGUUGUCUUUGCAGCCCUGCUGAGUUCGGUCGUGUCUAUGUCCAAGGAGAAGGUGCUGGCCGAGUUCGGUGUUGACAAGCAAGGGUUGGUGGACAACUUCAGAGAGGCUACAGAGGCUGCAUUGUCAAGGGCGAACCUGCUUCGAACUACAAAGCUUGAGAUGUUGCAGGCCUUUUUCAUGUAUCUGGUCAGACGCCUCGUCUGGCAUCAAAUCUGCUUUCUUGACCUGCGGACAUGUGAAGCGACAGAACCACGGCCUCAAAUUCGGACUGAAGACUAUGACACCUGUCUCCCCUUGAAUAUCGAUGACAUCGACCUCGAUCGUGCAGAGCAUAGUGACAGAAGUAUCGAUACCGAGACUGGCCGAACAUGCUUCACUGACAUGACAACCACGCGCAUGCGAUUCGAGUGCUACGACAUGCAUCACUAUCUAUUGGAUGCUUCGAAUGUCAUCGAUUGGAAUGAGAUCGAUAUGUUAUUCGGUGGUGCCGAGACCGGGACCGGCAAUGUGAUGAUACUGCCUUUCACAUUCCCAGAGUUCUCAGCUACUGAUCUCAACGAUUUACAAUGGCCGCAAGAAAGCUGUGCUACACAUUCGUUGACGUCUGACAAGUGGCACCAGCGCAGCACCGCAACGAAUUGCGUGCACAACGCUGGCAAAUACAGAAUGUGGCAAAACCAAGGAGAGCAAUCCAGCAGUGCUAAGAGCAAGGGCUUGACAAUUCAGAUGUUGGCCCUCUUAGGCGUCAUCUUGCUUUGUCGGGGGUGUAACUUGCAGAAUCGGAUCUCAUUUGGCUUCGGAGCAAGCGAGUCGCUGGCUUGCGUGGACGGCUCGAUUACGCCGAAGACAGUGAGGCUUCCCGUGUGUGCCGGCGGCAACAUCCAAAAAAGAAUCAUGUACGAUAGCCUUGACACUUAUCCAAAUGGAUUGCGAAGCUAA